UGGUGCUAAUUAACAAUAGCUCUUGUGUUACAACUUAGUAUAAAAUCUCAAACAGAAUUGUCUCUCUUGAAGGGUCAUAGAGAAUGGCAGUUACACAUGCAGACCUUGAACCAAAAAGAAGUAAAACAGAUUUGAGUAGCAAAACAGGAGCUUUUCUUAUGGUUUUCACAAUUCUAUUAGGCUUACUUUGCUUCAUCCUGUGUCUCAUAGCCGAAGCCACACGUUCCGAGGUGACAUGGAUGAAUACAAAUGGAAAAGAAAAGGGAACUAAAUCUGAAUGUGUAUACAAUAGUAAUGGGAAAGUGCCUUUGUUAUGUGCUGCUUCUGCUUUUGUUGGACUAGCAAUUGCUUUGGUUAUGGAGCAUACUUACAUGUUGAUAGCAGUGAGUAAAUCAUCACCUUCUUUAAUUAAUUGGGAUCCUGAUUCUCCUUCUGCUAAAUCCUUAACAUGGUUGGCUGGUUUUUUCUUCAUUGCAACUUGGAUUUGUUUCGCAGUUGCGGAGAUUUUGUUAUUGGCAGGACUUAGUGUAGAAUCAGGCCAUUUAAAAAAUUGGACUAAGCCAAGAACAAAUUGCUACACCAUCAGAGAAGGUUUGUUCUCAGCUGCAGGAGUGUUUGCUUUAACAACAGUUUUCCUAGCUGCUGGUUUAUACCUAACAGCACUUCGUGCACAAAGAAUGUCUGAGGAGCUUGCAAUUGUUAGAAGAGAGGUUCUUGAAGCUUCUACCUUUUAUGCUUCUCCACCAAGAUCACCUCAAAGUCAAAGACAUAUUUCAACUGUUGCAAGAGAGAACCCUACAACAAUUGAGAGUCAAAAUGAUAAUUUAUUAUUAUCUGUGUUUCCAACUCCUUUUAAUAAAACUUAUACCUUUGUAUAAAUUUGUAUAGUUUGAUCCUUUGGUUUGGUCAAAUGGGCCAAAUUUUUAAGGUACGUGGAAAGUGGAGUGUGACAACAUUACAUAUAGAACUUUAGAGAUAGGGAUUCAAACUUCUGACCUUGCAUAUAUCAUGCAUUGUCCCUACCAACUGAGCUAAGCUCACGAGAAUGAUUCAUUUGAUUGCUUGUGUAUAUAAAUAGUGAUUAUUAUUGUAAAGAAAAAACUUGUGAUUUUAAA
Molecule: messenger RNA, 1115 nt
Organism: Medicago truncatula (barrel medic)
Lineage: Eukaryota; Viridiplantae; Streptophyta; Magnoliopsida; Fabales; Fabaceae
Product: protein MODIFYING WALL LIGNIN-1
Exons: 4
Coding region: 84-878 (264 amino acids)
Source: RefSeq, a predicted model, not a curated record